AUGGCGGCGACAGCUCAAGGCUCGCAAGAGAUUAUAAAAUGCUCCACACGGGAGUCGCCGUUGCUAAUCAAACAGCCGCCAGGCAGCUCUGCAGUUGCACCAGGGACGUCGACCGGCUUGGGAGACGCAGCCGCCGAAAUCAAGGGUCUUGCUGCACCGCUCUCAUCGCCACCCUGCCAACAUUUCCUUUCAGAAUCAGGCACCGAGGUAAGGACCAUUCUGCAAAGGCAGCCCGUGGUCAAGUAUAUGCUACAAGAUCCAGACGUCUGUGACAGCAAUAUGACAUUCAACGCAACUGUCGAUUCGACGCAACACAUGCUGUUCGGAUGGGUGGACCACCUGUCGUUCGCACUCAUGCUGGGCCUUUCCGCAGCCAUCGGUAUUUAUUUUGGAGUGUUCGGUCGCGCCAAGAACACCGCCCAAGUGGACUACCUGCACGGCGGCAAACGCAUGAGAGCAUUUCCAGUCGCAGUGUCACAAUACUUGGAGCGCCGCUUCAGCCGUACCAUUCGCUUAUUUGCAUCUGGGUUCUUCACGCUCAAUCUGGUGCUUCACAUGCCUUUGUACGUGUACAUGCCUGCUAUCGCACUAAGCCAAGUGUCUGGGAUCAGUGUCCACUGGAUCACUCCUCUGGUUUGUACCGUCUGCGUUUUCUACACUAUGCUGGGCGGCCUGAAGGCGGUGGUGUGGACGGACUUCCUGCAGAGCGGAGUCACGCUGGCAGCCUUCAUCGCGGUGCUUAUCCUGGGGUUGGUGAGCGCCGGCGGCUUCGCAGAGGUGUGGCGGGCCGCCGACGAGGGCGGCAGGGUCUCCUUCUUUAUGAUGACCCCAGACCCCUUCGUUCGGAGCUCCUUCUGGGCAGUGGUGAUCGGCGCGACGGUGUCUUUCGUAGGAGGCUGCGCUGUCCACCAGGGCAUGGUACAGAAGUUCAUGUCGCUGCCGGACCUGGCGGCUUGUCGAAAGGCCCUGGCUGGCUUCACGUUUGGCAUAAUCCUCAUGAAGGUCAUCAGUGUCUUUACUGGGUUUCUGCUCUAUGCCGCCUACCGCGACUGUGAUCCUGCACUCUGUCGAAGACUUAUACCGCAUUCAGAGCAGCUGCUGCCCUUCUACGUGAUGCGGGUGGCCGGCCACGUCCCCGGGCUGCCGGGCCUCUUCGUUGCAGGCAUCUUCGGCGCUGCCCUCAGUUCCAUGUCUGGCACUCUCAACGCUCUUUCUGGUACUAUCUACGAGGACUUCCUACUGCCCCUGAUGCCCAAAAAGAAGACGGAUCUGCUGGUGAACUUAAUAAUGCAGGCCAUCGUGCUGGUUGUGGGCAUCAUCACCGUAGGAAUGGUCUACAUUGUAGAGAGGCUGGGAACAAUUCUGGAGCUGGGCUACAGCGUGGGAGGCGUGACGAACGGCUCGCUGCUCGGGAUAUUCACACUCGGCAUGCUGGUUCCCUCGGCCAACACAAAGGGAGCCAUCGCGGGCAGCCUUUGCGGCAUGACCGCCGUGGCGAUCCUCAUAACCGGCGCGCAACACGCCACAGCCACCGGAAGAGUACGGUACCCGCCGCUGCCGACGUCCGUGGAGGGGUGUCCCGGUAACCUCACAGCCAGUGUGCACACCGCCGCAGCAGCCGCAGCGACCAGUACAUCGGCGGACGACGUGCUUCUGUUGUUCCGGCUGUCGUACAUGUACUACACUGUGGUGGGCGCCCUGAUUGUGGUCACUGUCGGCUGGGUCGUGAGCCGCCUGACGGGUCCUCUGAAGCCCGGCGACGUCGACCCCAGGCUGCUGGCGCCGCAGGUGCGGCCCACCGACCUCAAAACAGCGGCCCAGGACGACCCCGCUGCCGCAGUGGAGCUGCUGCCACGCGGGACACAGCACGACACCGACACCAGAUCUAGCUAA
Molecule: messenger RNA, 1893 nt
Organism: Schistocerca cancellata (South American locust)
Lineage: Eukaryota; Metazoa; Arthropoda; Insecta; Orthoptera; Acrididae
Product: sodium-coupled monocarboxylate transporter 1-like
Exons: 13
Coding region: 1-1893 (630 amino acids)
Biological process (GO): sodium ion transport; transmembrane transport
Cellular component (GO): membrane
Molecular function (GO): symporter activity
Source: RefSeq, a predicted model, not a curated record